AACACGCCCAGUCGAGGCGGCCCGGAAAGGAAGUGGGUGGUGGAGCCGGCGCUCGGUGCGUCUGCGCGAAGAUGGUAGAGGAGAGCGUCCGCGUGGUUCGAUGCGGCGGUAGCCGGCUGAACUUCAGGAGGGCCGUGUUCUCUGCGGAUUCGAAGUAUAUCUUCUGUGUCUCAGGAGACUUUGUUAAGGUUUAUAGCAGUGCCACAGAAGAGUGUGUACACGUUCUGCACGGGCAUGAAGACGUGGUGUCAGGAAUUCUCCUCAACCCCAACAACCAUCUGCAGCUCUUCUCUUGUUCCUUUGAUGGCACAAUUAAACUGUGGGACUACCUUGAUGGCAUUUUGAUAAAGACGUUCAGAGUUGGACCUAAACUCCAUGCCAUCUUUAUUCCUGCCCGAGCCGAAGAUUCUGUCUUCCUUACAAUAAGUAAAGAAGAACCAGACAUAUUUCAGCUGGUUUCAGUGAAGCUGCCUAAGUCAUCCAGCCAGGACGUGGAAGCUAGGGAACUGUCCUUUGUUUUGGAUUAUGUAAAUCGCUCACCCAAGUGCAUUGCCUUUGGAAAUGAGGGGGAGUAUAUUGCUGCAGUGCGGGACUUUUACUUAUCUGUUUACUUUCUCAAAAAGAAGAAAACAUGCAAUUUUACUUUACCAUCAACCAAAAAUAAGAAGAAUGCUAAGAACAAGUUUACCUGUGUAGCAUGCCACCCCAAGGAAGACUGCAUCGCAUCUGGCCACAUGGAUGGCAAAAUCCGCCUUUGGAGGAAUUUUCAUGAUGAUAAGAAAUACACAUAUACGUGUUUGCAUUGGCACCAUGAUAUGGUUAUGGAUUUGGCUUUUACAGUGACAGGCACCAGUCUGCUGAGUGGCGGGCGCGAAUGUGUGCUUGUAGAGUGGCGAGAAGGAUCAGAGAAGAACAAGGAGUUUCUCCCUCGCUUGGGAUCUACUAUUGAGCACAUCUCUGUGUCACCUGCGGGAGACUUGUUCUGUACUUCACACUCUGAUAACAAGAUAACAGUUAUUCACCGAAAUCUCAGCGCAUCUGCUGUCAUUCAAGGCCUAGUCAAAGAUAGGAGUAUAUCUACUGGCCUGAUGGUCGACCCAAGAACCAAGGCUUUGGUUUUGAAUGGAAAGCCUGGUCACCUGCAAUUUUAUUCUCUCCAGGGUGAUAAGCAGUUAUAUAAUUUAGAUAUCAUACAGCAAGAGUACAUCAACGAUGACGGUCUAAUCCAGAUUGAACUAGUGAAGGCUGCCUUUGGCUGUUCUGGCACUUGGCUGGCAACAGUUGAACAACGACAAGAAAACAAAAGUGAGCUCGAACUGCAAAUGAAACUGUGGACCUAUAGCAAGAAAACCCAAGGGUUUGCUCUUAACACAAAGAUCACCAUGCCGCAUGAUGACCACAUCACAGCUCUCUGUUUCAAUAAUGCAGAAAACUAUGAAAAACCCAUACUGGUCACAGCUAGCAGAGAUGGCCACUUCAAAGUGUGGGCGUUAGUGGAUGACUCUGAUAUAUAUAAAAAAGCCAUUGGCUGGACCUGUGACUUUGUGGGUAGUUACCACAAGUAUCAAGCAACCAACUGCUGUUUCUCUGAAGAUGGCUCCUUACUAGCAGUUAGUUUCGAAGAAAUAGUCACAAUAUGGGAUUCAGAAACAUGGGAACUAAAAUGUACAUUUUGCCAACGAGCUGGGAAGAUAAGGCACCUGUGCUUCGGAAGACUAACAUGCUCCAAGUACCUUCUCGCCACGACCCACAAUGGCAUACUCUGCUGUUGGAACCUGCUCAGCUGUUCAAUGCAGUGGAGUGCGAAACUGAACGUUAGCGUUUUGGAACCCGACCCCUACUCAGACUAUGUUGCUGCAGUGUCUCGGUCUACAGCGGGCUCAGAUCUGUUUGUAUUCAAACCUAGUGAGCCAAGGCCAUUGUAUAUUCAAAAGAAUGUCUCCAGAGAGGAAGUCCAGUGGGGAGUGUUUGUACCUCGAGAUGUCCCUGGAUCAUUCACCUCAGAAGCUCACCAGUGGCUGAAUAGGUCCCAGUUUUACUUCCUAACGAAAUCACAGUGUUUAUUAACAUUUAGUACGAAGUCUCCAGAAGAGAAACUCACACCAACAAGUAAACAGCUGCUGGCAGAGGAAAGUCUGCCGACAACCCCAUUUUCUUUGAUAUUGGGAAAACACAGGCAACAGCAGGAGGCAAGGUUGAAUGGAACAUCAGAGAAUGAACUGAUACAACUCCCCUUAACAGAGAACAUACCUGCAAUUAAUGAGCUGCUUCACACCCCAGCCCACGUACUGCCAUCGGCUUCUUUCCUGUGCUCCCUGUUUAUAAACUCACUGCUGCUGUCUAAAGAGACUAAAAGUUCUGAAGAAAUUCCUGAUGAUGUAGAUAUGGAAGACAAAGAAGAAAGUGACAGUUCAGAUGAAGAAAAGGAUUUCACUGAAAAAGCCCAGGAAACAAAUAACACGGAUUUGGGGGAAGAUGUUAUACAUCAGCUGUCAAAAUCUGAAGAGAAAGAGCUGAGAAAGUUCCGAAAAGUAGACUACAGCUGGCUAACUGCUCUGUAGGCCGAGACUCUAGCUGCCGACCGAGGCACAGCAAGUCACUAUUGUACUUAAUUUUUUACUGUCUGUUAGCUCUCAAAAUACUUUAUUUUAUUAAGACAAAAUAUUAAAAGUCUUUUGUUUA
Mesocricetus auratus (golden hamster) is the source of this 2682-nucleotide messenger RNA. It is a transcript of the gene Wdr75, whose product is annotated as WD repeat domain 75. The transcript is spliced from 21 exons. The coding region runs from base 72 to 2561 and encodes 829 amino acids. Gene Ontology annotation, molecular function: RNA binding; protein binding. Gene Ontology annotation, cellular component: nucleolus. The record is from RefSeq and is a predicted model, not a curated record. Gene Ontology annotation, biological process: positive regulation of rRNA processing; positive regulation of transcription by RNA polymerase I. Lineage: Eukaryota; Metazoa; Chordata; Mammalia; Rodentia; Cricetidae.